CUGUGCGGCCGCGGGGCGCACGCGCGCGGGGCUCCGAAACGAAUUCUGCGCCGCGAAGCUGUGCAGGUAGGUGGUAGCUGCGCUGGGCCGGCGGCCGCCGCGACUCCACGUGCUCCCCGCGGCCCGUUGCAGCCGUUGGCGGACGCCGGCUAGAGGACAAGACUUAUAGUCUCUCUUGGAUAGAGAAUAUUACAUCAUUUAGCUAAAAAUGGUAUUUUUUACAUGCAAUGCAUGCGGUGAGUCAGUGAAGAAAGUACAGGUGGAAAAGCACGUGGCCGUCUGCAGGGACUGCGAGUGCCUCUCGUGCAUCGACUGCGGUAAAGAUUUCUGGGGCGAUGACUACAAAAACCACGUGAAAUGCAUAAGUGAAGAUCAGAAGUAUGGCGGCAAAGGUUUUGAAGGUAAAACUCACAAAGGCGAUAUUAAACAGCAGGCGUGGAUUCAGAAAAUUAAUGAAUUAAUAAAAAGACCCAAUGUCAGCCCCAAAGUGAGAGAACUUUUAGAGCAAAUUAGUGGUUUUGACAACAUUCCCAGGAAAAAGGCAAAAUUUCAGAAUUGGAUGAAGAACAGUUUAAAAGUUCAUAAUGAAUCGAUUCUGGACCAGGUGUGGAGUAUCUUUUCCGAGGCUUCCAGCAACGACCCAGCUGGUAAAGGGCAAGAUCAACAGCCACUCAACCAAGUGGCAAAGCUACCUGCAGAAAUCUCCACCAAGGUGGCACCUUCCAAAGCAAAUGACACCACGGAAGGACAAGUAGAGGUGAAGAAAAAUAAGAGGGAAAGGAAAGAAGAGCGGCAGAAGAAUAGAAAAAAAGAAAAGAAGGAACUAAAAUUAGAAAACCACCAAGAGAAUUCAAAAAGUCAGAAGUCUAAAAAGCGCAAAAUGAGGCAGGAGGCCCAGCAGGAGGCUGGGGGCGUGGACGCCCCCCAGGCCACUGGCCCUGAAGGGAAGAAGGGCCGGAGGAAGAAGAGCAAGGGCCAGCUUGCAGAGGAGCAGGGAGAGGAUGGAGCCACGGACGAGGGACAGACAAAGGCCGGUCCAGGAAAGAGAAAGCGGAAGCUCUCCGAAGCUGAAGCAGAUUCUAAGAAGAAAAAGAUGAAGGUUCCAGGACAUUCCGAGGGCGGAGAACCAGAAAACCAUGAAGCUGCUCCUGCCAAAGGUAAAUUCAACUGGAAGGGAACCAUUAAAGCAAUUCUGAAGCAGGCCCCAGACAACGAAAUAGCAAUCAAGAAGUUAAGGAAAAAGGUUUUAGCUCAGUAUUAUGCCGUGACAAACGAACACCACAGGUCUGAAGAGGAACUCCUGGUCAUCUUCAGUAAGAAAGUCAGCAAGAACCCCGCCUUUAAGUUACUAAAGGACAAGGUCAAGCUUUUGAAAUGAACAUUUUUAUAUUUAUAAAUUGAGUCCAUUCUGUUGAUUUCUUCCUUUCAGUGCUCUUUGUAAAACAUGUCAUGAAUAAUAACAACUCACAUUUUGCUUUCAUAACUUGUACUUUUAAGUUAAGAAGAAUAUAUAUUUUUGGUAGAAAUUUUAUGAGAAAAUAAACUCUAUUGUCCAAAAUUCUAAA
Pteronotus mesoamericanus is the source of this 1565-nucleotide messenger RNA. It is a transcript of the gene LYAR, whose product is annotated as Ly1 antibody reactive. Gene Ontology annotation, cellular component: nucleolus. Gene Ontology annotation, biological process: negative regulation of transcription by RNA polymerase II; rRNA processing. The coding region runs from base 209 to 1378 and encodes 389 amino acids. The transcript has 9 exons. The record is from RefSeq and is a predicted model, not a curated record. Lineage: Eukaryota; Metazoa; Chordata; Mammalia; Chiroptera; Mormoopidae. Gene Ontology annotation, molecular function: DNA binding.